AUGGCUGGAGACGGCAAUGUCACGGUGGCCUCGAACGUCCUGGGCACCAUUGGGACGGUGCUCUGGUGCAUUCAACUUAUUCCGCAAAUCUGGUAUAAUUGGAAACAGAAGAAGACCGAUGGGCUUCCACCCUUGAUGAUGUUUCUCUGGGCUGCUUGUGCAGUCCCCAUGGGAGCCUAUAUGAUCCUACAGGGAGUGAAUAUCCCGCUACAAAUCCAGCCCCAGAUAUUCGGGUUCUUCUCUCUUGUGAGCUGGGGUCAGGUUCUGUACUACGGCCACCAAUACAGUCGCCGCGCAGCUACGGGAGUGGUGGUCGGCGCUGCGGUCCUGUUUGGCGGGAUAGAGGCCCUUUUGAUCCUCACGCUCAGAAUCCCCUACAACAAGGGAGUCACCUGGCCCGACCUGAUCGUCGGCAUCGUGGCCGCCAUCCUGUUGGGACUGGGGCUCGUCCCGCCGUAUUUUGAGCUCUGGAAGCGAGAUGGCCGCGUGGUCGGAUUCAAUUGGGUCUUCCUGUCUAUCGACACUUUGGGAGGACUGUUUUCCCUCUUUGCAUUGGCGGCGCAGGGUUCCUUCGAUAUUCUUGGGGGGAUCAUGUACAUUGUUGUCGUCGUCCUGGAAGGUGGGAUCUAUGCGAGCCACAUUGUUUGGCGGAUUCGCUAUCGCGCCGUGCGGAGGGAGGCGAAGGCCACGGGCAGGAACAUUGAUGAGGUGCUUGAAGAACGGUCGAGGUGCUUGGGGGCCUCUGAUCCGGAGAAUUUGAAGGGUCCUGUUGGUGGCACGGCGGAGAGUCAAGAGAGUGGGAGUGAUUGA
This is a messenger RNA of Aspergillus aculeatinus CBS 121060, 810 nucleotides long. RefSeq names its product PQ-loop repeat-containing protein. The record is from RefSeq and is a predicted model, not a curated record. Lineage: Eukaryota; Fungi; Ascomycota; Eurotiomycetes; Eurotiales; Aspergillaceae. The transcript is spliced from 7 exons. Bases 1 to 810 code for a protein of 269 amino acids.